This is a messenger RNA of Colletotrichum graminicola M1.001, 339 nucleotides long. RefSeq lists its product as uncharacterized. The transcript is spliced from 3 exons. The coding region runs from base 1 to 339 and encodes 112 amino acids. The record is from RefSeq and is a predicted model, not a curated record. Lineage: Eukaryota; Fungi; Ascomycota; Sordariomycetes; Glomerellales; Glomerellaceae.
AUGCAGUUCUCCAUCGCCAAGAUCGCCUCCGUCUUCGCUCUUCUAUCCGUCGCUUCCGCCGACUUGCAUGAUCACUGCUCUUGCGGCAACAGCGACAGCUACAACUGGCGCAUCACCAUCAAGGCUUGCGAGCUGUACGCCUCCAAGAACUACGAGUGGGGCAAGACCGUCUACGACACCCCGUCCGGCAACUGCGUCAAGGCUACCGACACGGAUCAGAUCGCCGGCGACCAGUGGGAAGAAGCCUGCCGCGAAGUCGCCACCUCCGGUUUCCAGUGCGCUGACGGCCAGGGCCUGCGCUGCACUGCCCCCCCUGACGAGGUCCGUGGCUGGUGCUAA